This is a messenger RNA of Necator americanus (New World hookworm), 1347 nucleotides long. RefSeq lists its product as uncharacterized. Lineage: Eukaryota; Metazoa; Nematoda; Chromadorea; Rhabditida; Ancylostomatidae. The record is from RefSeq and is a predicted model, not a curated record. Bases 1 to 1347 code for a protein of 448 amino acids. The transcript has 2 exons.
AUGGAAUGUCUCUGUGAGUCCAAAGCAGCGUUUGAGAGCGGGAAGAGAAGCAUAUUAUUAUUAUUAUUAUUAUUAUUAUUAUUAUUAUUAUUAUUAUUAUUAUUAUUAUUAUUAUUAUUAUUAUUAUUAUUAUUAUUAUUAUUAUUAUUAUUAUUAUUAUUAUUAUUAUUAUUAUUAUUAUUAUUAUUAUUAUUAUUAUUAUUAUUAUUAUUAUUAUUAUUAUUAUUAUUAUUAUUAUUAUUAUUAUUAUUAUUAUUAUUAUUAUUAUUAUUAUUAUUAUUAUUAUUAUUAUUAUUAUUAUUAUUAUUAUUAUUAUUAUUAUUAUUAUUAUUAUUAUUAUUAUUAUUAUUAUUAUUAUUAUUAUUAUUAUUAUUAUUAUUAUUAUUAUUAUUAUUAUUAUUAUUAUUAUUAUUAUUAUUAUUAUUAUUAUUAUUAUUAUUAUUAUUAUUAUUAUUAUUAUUAUUAUUAUUAUUAUUAUUAUUAUUAUUAUUAUUAUUAUUAUUAUUAUUAUUAUUAUUAUUAUUAUUAUUAUUAUUAUUAUUAUUAUUAUUAUUAUUAUUAUUAUUAUUAUUAUUAUUAUUAUUAUUAUUAUUAUUAUUAUUAUUAUUAUUAUUAUUAUUAUUAUUAUUAUUAUUAUUAUUAUUAUUAUUAUUAUUAUUAUUAUUAUUAUUAUUAUUAUUAUUAUUAUUAUUAUUAUUAUUAUUAUUAUUAUUAUUAUUAUUAUUAUUAUUAUUAUUAUUAUUAUUAUUAUUAUUAUUAUUAUUAUUAUUAUUAUUAUUAUUAUUAUUAUUAUUAUUAUUAUUAUUAUUAUUAUUAUUAUUAUUAUUAUUAUUAUUAUUAUUAUUAUUAUUAUUAUUAUUAUUAUUAUUAUUAUUAUUAUUAUUAUUAUUAUUAUUAUUAUUAUUAUUAUUAUUAUUAUUAUUAUUAUUAUUAUUAUUAUUAUUAUUAUUAUUAUUAUUAUUAUUAUUAUUAUUAUUAUUAUUAUUAUUAUUAUUAUUAUUAUUAUUAUUAUUAUUAUUAUUAUUAUUAUUAUUAUUAUUAUUAUUAUUAUUAUUAUUAUUAUUAUUAUUAUUAUUAUUAUUAUUAUUAUUAUUAUUAUUAUUAUUAUUAUUAUUAUUAUUAUUAUUAUUAUUAUUAUUAUUAUUAUUAUUAUUAUUAUUAUUAUUAUUAUUAUUAUUAUUAUUAUUAUUAUUAUUAUUAUUAUUAUUAUUAUUAUUAUUAUUAUUAUUAUUAUUAUUAUUAUUAUUAUUAUUAUUAUUAUUAUUAUUAUUAUUAUUAUUAUUAUUAUUAUUAUUAUUAUUAUUAUUAUUAGCAAAUUUCAUAUGUCUUGUUUUCGGUUCUAAGUAA